CGUCGUGAGAGCUGGCGGUUGGCGAGGCCGCAGGAGCAGGACGCCUGUGCCAUGUUCUGCGAAAAGGCCAUGGAGUUGGUCCGCGAGCUGCACCGCGCUCCCGAAGGGCAGCUGCCCGCCUUCAAUGAGGACGGACUCAGACAAGUUCUGGAGGAGAUGAAAGCUUUAUAUGAACAAAACCAGUCUGAUGUGAAUGAAACAAAGUCAGGUGGACGAAGUGAUUUGAUACCAACCAUCAAAUUUCGACACUGUUCUUUGUUAAGAAAUCGACGCUGCACUGUAGCAUACCUGUAUGACCGGUUGCUUCGGAUCAGAGCGCUCAGGUGGGAAUAUGGCAGCGUCUUGCCGAACGCAUUACAAUUCCACAUGUCUGCUGAUGAAAUGGAGUGGUUCAAUCAUUAUAAAAAGUCCCUUGCUACUUAUAUGAGGUCACUGGGAGGAGAUGAAGGUUUGGACAUUACACAGGAUAUGAAGCCUCCAAAAAGCCUGUAUAUUGAAGUCCGGUGUCUAAAAGACUAUGGAGAAUUUGAAGUUGACGAUGGCACUUCCAUCCUGUUAAAAAAAAAUAGCCAGCACUUUUUACCUCGGUGGAAGUGUGAGCAGCUGAUCAGACAAGGGGUCCUGGAGCACGUCCUGUCGUGA
Molecule: messenger RNA, 642 nt
Organism: Propithecus coquereli (Coquerel's sifaka)
Lineage: Eukaryota; Metazoa; Chordata; Mammalia; Primates; Indriidae
Gene: GINS1
Product: GINS complex subunit 1 (Psf1 homolog)
Exons: 7
Coding region: 52-642 (196 amino acids)
Biological process (GO): DNA strand elongation involved in mitotic DNA replication; DNA replication
Cellular component (GO): GINS complex
Source: RefSeq, a predicted model, not a curated record